AUGGAUGAUAAAAAAAGUAUACAGGAUUACAAGGACUAUUAUUCAGCUGUCUGUCGAACAUGUUUGCAAUCGAGUGGAGAAAUGCAAAAUUUAAAUGCGCCCGUAAGUGGUGGCGGUGGUGCUGCUGCUGCUUCGGCUGACAGGAGUACAUUUAUGGACUGUCUCAACUAUUGUAUGCCCAGUUAUAAUGGGCAAGCCGUAGUGGCAGCCGAUGAAUUGGAUGCCCUACCCACACGUAUAUGCAAAGAUUGUGCAUCCGCAUUGCAGGUGGCCUAUUGGUUUAUGAAGAAUGCCAUCAAGGCCCAGGAAGUGCUGAAGAUACGUAUCAAUGAAAUGAAAGAAAAACAAAAAGAACUUGAACGUGAAGAGGCGGCCCAAGCAAAGGCCCUCUGUGAGGAAGUAAAGAAGCCAAAACGUUAUCGUUGUAAAAUUUGCAAUACAAAAUUGGAAACAAAAAGGUCUUUGAAAGAUCACGUUAAGCUACAUUUGGAUAUAAUUGCCUAUAAUUGUCAAUUAUGCGGAUUUGAACAUCAUCAGCGUACGCAACUAAUUCAACAUUAUCAACUUACACAUGGUGUUGAACCGACACCAGAACAAUUGAAACCGAAAACAAAAAUUACACCUCCCAAUAAUAGCUCCAACACCACCAGCAGCAGUAGUAUCAGCAGUACAGUGACAAGACACAGCGCUAGUGAUAAUAGACAACAAUUUUCACAACAAACACUCACCAACGCAGGUGAAGUUUUUGUUGAAAAUCUACCCGCAGCGGCAGCACAAAAUACCCAUGAAAUUAUUUACACAAGUGCCCCACAAAAUCAAAAUAUCGUUUAUGCUACCGCCAUUAACACACAAACAACUCCCCUGGAGGGAAAUCCGGCUGCAACAACAAUUUUUGCCCAACCAAAUGGUGAGGCAUUUACAUUUAAUUCAAACUUUGAUGGUAAUCUCAAUGUACAAAAUAAUGAUGCGAAUGUUGUUGGUAAUGAAUAUAUUGUUAUGGCCGAUGGCUCUGUGGAAAAUGUUAUGGGCAAGGGUGUUGUCAUUGAGUACAUUAAUGCCGGGGAAAAUAAUGAUAAUGCCUCCAAUAAUUUGUCGCUGGCACAAACGGAUGCUGCAACAACAAAUAUGGUUAUUUCCCAGAAUGAUAUGGUGCAAAUGGAUGUGGACGAUUUGAUUGUAGAGGAUCCAGAAAAUACACCGGAACAAACACAAGAUGUACCCAUCUCCCCCAUUGAUGAAGAUAUGAUUCCCGCCACAUUCAUUGAACAACCCAAACGAAAUAUUUGUAAAAUAUGUGCCAAAGAAUUCGAUACACAAGAUGCAUUGAAAAACCACAUGUUGACACACAAUGAAAUUCCCCACUUUUUCUGCGAUCAUUGCUCCUUCUAUACCUUCUUUAAAAUCGAUUUGAAUCAACACUAUAAAAGCAAACAUAAUAUACAACCGACAAAUAAACAACUACAACCUAAAAAUAAACCCACACCGACGACGACGGCAACAACAACCAAAUUGGUCUACGGUUGUGACAUAUGUUUUUAUGAAUGUGAUUUAAAAUAUGAAAUAAAACGCCAUUAUCAGGCCAAGCAUCGUAUGAAUGUACAGGAUAUACAACAGAGGCCAACACGUACCGGAUUGACCAACAAUACCAUAGUGCAACCAAUUUCCCAUACAAAAGUGUCUUCUACGGUGUCGGUGGCGGCGUCUGCGGCGCCAUCCUCAUCUUCGUCGUCAUCUGUAACAUCAACUGCCUCCAGUAUGACUGGUUCACCUGCUAAAACAUCCAAAAUGAAUCUGAAUAAUAGUCUAAAUAAUAAUACAACCGAAGAAGAUGCCAUGCUGCCGGAUUAUUUGAAUGGUCUAAAUUGUCGUAAAUGUAAUGAAGUGUUUUUCUAUCGCAAUAAAUUAUAUGAACACUAUAAACUGCACAGUGCCCAGGAGGAGGCGGCCAAGCAGCAGAAGCAAACCACGAAAAUGCAAAAAACCGUUAAUAACAUACAACAACAACAGCAGCAGCAACAGGAGUUGUCACAACAGCUGCAGGAGCAAACUGUGGCGGCAACAGCUACAAAUCAUUUACAUUUAACACAAAACGAAACUCAUUUAGCAAUGCCACAGCAACAACAAAAUCUCACACAAGAACCCCAAAUACAAUUACAAUAUCAAGAACCAGUUAAUCAACCCCAACAACCACACCUUCAAGUAUUACAACAAUUGCCGCAACAAGAAGUUGUCAUAACCACCACUCCAUUAGAUAAUAGCUUAACAUCGUCCUUUAAUAAUGUUGUCGAUCCCAUGACAUUGGUCCUAACACCAAAUACAACAUUAAAUAAUUCAGUUGCCCCCUUAACACCUUCAUCAAGUUCAACAUAUACCCUACCCUCCGAUGCCAUACCACAAAUUGUUGAAAUGGAACAGACCAUAGAAACCGAUAUGGAUUUUGAUUUUAAUGGUGAUGCCUUGUUUGAGGAUUUCGAUGAUGUUGAAAACUCAUCCGAUGAUAAUGAUAUGCGUAAUUUAGCUCUGACGUCCGAUGAUGAUUUUGAUGAUGUUCUCAAGGAGCAGAGUGAAAGUCAAACAGAAACGGCAACAUCAUAUUGUGCCCAGUGUCAAAAAUCAUUUCUUAGUCAAUAUCAAUUUGAGAAUCAUAUGUUUUUGCAUAGAGGUCUGGCUCCAUAUCGCUGUGAAAUGUGUACUAAUCUUUAUAAUACCAAGCGUGCUCUCAUACGUCAUUAUCGUGCUGUCCACAAAAGAAUACCCACUAGGGAUAUGAUCCAGGCCAAGGGUGACAAAGUCUAUGUUUGUGAUAACACAACAAUGGAUUAUUUAAGUAUAGAAAAAUCCACCGGUUCCACAGUAACAACCUUUAUGUGUGCUAAAUGUACCUAUGAAUCGACAGACUUUCCCAGUGUACAAUUACAUUUGAAUACAAAUCACAGCAUUCAUGAUGAUUCUUAUAUAUUAAGAAAACUUCCCUAUGAAUGUCCCCGCUGCAUACGUUCAUUUUCAACCAAAGCAAAAUUGUUACGCCAUAUGGAACGUAAUCAUUCAACGACACCAAUUAAUAAUCCACAAAUUCAAAUUAAUUCCACAGAAACGGCAACAACCACAACAACUACAACAACUGCGCCAGCAUUAAAUAAUAAUCAUAAUCAUAAUGAGAAUAAUAAUACUGCUGUUGAUCCCACAACAGCAACAGCAGCAACAUCAACCAUGCAACAAGUGAUUAAUAAUAAUAAUAACAAUAACAGUGCAACAAGCGGACUUGUCGAUGAUUGCAACUCCGAACCACAACUCUUCGACAUUGGAUCAGCAGGACAAAUUAACGAUGAUGAUGACGGCGACGAAACAAAAAUCAAUGACAGAUUAUCUUUUGAACAAUGUGGCGUAACCCCAACAUCAUCAUCGUCAUCCUCCUCAUCGGCCACUUCGUUUGUUAUGUUAUGUCCAGAUUUGCAAAGUGAUCUGACAAUUGACACAGUGCCGCCACCCACCGCAACUAGCGUUGCAGAUGAUGACACAAAUAUAACUCCAACCAAAGAUAUUGAAAUAUUUAAUAAUAACGAUAUUUUAGCAGUGAGCACAGAACUACCAUCGGACUCUAUGCCGGAUAUAAGUUUAGAACCAGAAGUCAGCACAAAUGAGCUUGACAACACAAACAACAACAAUAAUGACACACCUUUAAUGGAAACAGCAAAAGCCCCAAAUGAAAAUGAAUCGGAAACUGCGACUAAGGUUCUCUACAAAUGCUUGGCUUGCUUGGAAAAUUGCACCACAAUUGAGGCUGUUCGCCUACACAGCCGCAAGGUAACCUGCCGUGAACAAAUUAAAGCAAUGCAUAAAGGCGAAACAUCGUCAUCGGGUCUUUAUAAAUGUGAAGUAUGCGGUGAUAUAAAAUAUCCCACCUUAUAUUUGUUACGGCAUCAUUUGAAAAAACACAUCGCUCGGACAUUUCGUUGCACCUGUUGUCCGAAAUCGUAUUUGAGUAAAUUUGAAUUGGAUACGCAUCAGAGGUCGCACACCGAUGAACGGCCACAUCAAUGUGAUAAAUGUCCAAAUAGUUUCCGGUAUGCCCACCAUUUGAAGCGGCAUAAGGAUAUUAUACAUUUUGGUAAGCGAUAUAUGUGUCCGGAGGCCAAUUGUAAUCGGCAGUUUACCACAAUGGAUCAGCUGAAAAUACAUAAAUGGUCUCACUGUGGCAUUGUGCCGCAUAAAUGUAAGCACUGUGGGCAGUUGUUUAAGAAGCGGUUGUUUUUACGCAAUCACUGCUCGAAGUUCCAUAACAAACCCCUGACUGAUGAUGAAGAAUUCAGUGGCAGCAAUUUGACUUGCAAAAGUCCCCAGGAAGAUAUACUGCAACCGAUUAACUGGGAUUAA
This is a messenger RNA of Musca vetustissima, 4374 nucleotides long. Its product is annotated as zinc finger protein 236-like. Bases 1 to 4374 code for a protein of 1457 amino acids. Gene Ontology annotation, molecular function: DNA-binding transcription factor activity; RNA polymerase II cis-regulatory region sequence-specific DNA binding; zinc ion binding. The record is from RefSeq and is a predicted model, not a curated record. The transcript is spliced from 15 exons. NCBI's taxonomy places the organism in Eukaryota, Metazoa, Arthropoda, Insecta, Diptera, Muscidae. Gene Ontology annotation, cellular component: nucleus. Gene Ontology annotation, biological process: regulation of transcription by RNA polymerase II.